Messenger RNA from Pseudophryne corroboree (corroboree frog), 1792 nucleotides. It is a transcript of the gene TUBA3E, whose product is annotated as tubulin alpha 3e. Gene Ontology annotation, molecular function: structural constituent of cytoskeleton; GTP binding. Gene Ontology annotation, biological process: microtubule cytoskeleton organization; mitotic cell cycle. The coding region runs from base 284 to 1636 and encodes 450 amino acids. Gene Ontology annotation, cellular component: microtubule; cytoplasm. The record is from RefSeq and is a predicted model, not a curated record. Lineage: Eukaryota; Metazoa; Chordata; Amphibia; Anura; Myobatrachidae. The transcript has 5 exons.
GCAUCGCAGUGGGCGGGGCCUGCACAAAUAGACUCUUUAGAUCCCCCAUAUGAGAGUGACUGACAGGAGUCCUUUCCCCGCCCACCAGUACAGCCAUAGCCAAUCAGCGGCGGGACACAUGCACGAGCGCGCGGCGGCUGGGGGAAUAGGGUGCGGCUGAAGGCGGGGCAGCCGGCAGUUGGCGAAGCAGCGAAGGAGGGAACGGACCGUCACACAGACAGCAGCAGCCGAGGCCGAGAACAACGCAGCAUCCUCUACGUAGCGACAGACUCCAGUCAUCACCAUGCGUGAGUGUAUUUCCAUCCACAUUGGCCAAGCUGGCGUCCAGAUGGGCAAUGCAUGCUGGGAGUUGUACUGUCUGGAGCAUGGAAUCCAGCCUGAUGGACAGAUGCCCAGUGAUAAAACCAUUGGUGGUGGAGAUGACUCUUUCAACACAUUCUUCAGUGAGACGGGAGCUGGAAAACAUGUCCCCAGGGCUGUCUUUGUGGAUUUGGAGCCCACUGUGGUUGAUGAAGUGCGCACUGGGACAUACCGUCAGCUCUUCCACCCAGAGCAGCUGAUCACAGGGAAGGAAGAUGCGGCCAACAACUAUGCACGGGGACAUUACACCAUCGGGAAGGAAGUCGUUGACUUGGUUCUAGACCGUAUUCGUAAGCUGGCUGACCAGUGCACAGGGCUACAGGGCUUCUUUAUCUUCCACAGCUUUGGAGGAGGCACUGGCUCCGGAUUUGCCUCCCUUCUCAUGGAGAGACUUUCCGUUGAUUACGGGAAGAAGUCUAAGCUUGAGUUUGCCAUCUACCCAGCGCCACAAGUCUCCACAGCGGUGGUGGAGCCGUAUAACUCCAUCCUGACCACCCACACGACCCUGGAGCACUCCGAUUGCGCUUUCAUGGUGGACAACGAAGCCAUCUACGACAUCUGUCGCCGGAACCUGGACAUUGAACGUCCAACAUACACAAAUUUAAACCGCCUGAUUGGGCAGAUUGUGUCUUCCAUUACCGCCUCCCUAAGGUUUGACGGAGCUCUGAAUGUGGAUCUCACUGAAUUUCAGACCAACCUUGUUCCAUAUCCUCGCAUCCACUUCCCACUGGCCACAUACGCCCCGGUAAUCUCUGCAGAGAAGGCCUACCACGAGCAGCUGUCUGUCGCCGAGAUCACCAACGCUUGCUUCGAGCCGGCAAACCAGAUGGUGAAGUGUGAUCCUCGUCACGGCAAAUACAUGGCUUGCUGCAUGUUAUACAGGGGGGACGUGGUGCCCAAGGACGUCAACGCUGCCAUUGCAACCAUUAAGACAAAGCGCACCAUCCAGUUCGUAGACUGGUGUCCUACAGGAUUCAAGGUGGGGAUCAACUACCAGCCCCCGACGGUGGUGCCAGGAGGCGAUCUGGCCAAGGUGCAGCGCGCUGUGUGCAUGCUCAGUAACACCACCGCCAUCGCGGAGGCCUGGGCUCGGCUGGAUCACAAGUUCGACCUCAUGUACGCCAAGCGCGCCUUCGUGCACUGGUACGUGGGGGAGGGGAUGGAAGAGGGGGAGUUCUCCGAGGCCCGAGAAGAUCUGGCUGCUCUGGAGAAGGAUUACGAAGAGGUGGGCGUGGAUUCCGUGGAUGAGGAGGCUGAAGAGGGAGAGGAGUACUGAGGUGUAAAAGUGUUACUAAUGCUAAAUGCUUGUUGAGUUUAAAAUUUGUGAAAUAAGUUUAAAUGUUUUAAUUAAAUUACUUCUGUUGUAUAAUAGCCAGUUCUGCUUUACCCUUCCGAGAGUGACACAAAUAAACAGAACAAAGUGAUGAUAAAA